UGUGACCGGAGCAGGAAGAGUAAGUGAAGUACGCGGUUCUUUGCUCUGAUACACGCGGUGUUUGUGCUGAAUGAAUUAAUGGCACCUACAGGUGAGGUUGUGUUUGGCUCUGGGGAGCGGUUCUGUGCUGACAACCGUCUGCGCUGGGACCUCACUCCAGAACGGAUCCACCAGCUUACUGAUGAACUCAUUGCCAAGACCAAAAAGGUGUACGACUCAGUGGGCGCUCUAGACUUGGCCAGUGUCAGCUAUGAGAACACCCUCAAGACCCUCGCUGAUGUGGAAGUGGAGUACACGGUCCAGAGGAACAUGCUGGACUUCCCCCAGCAUGUGUCCUCUUGUAAGGAUGUCCGCACUGCCAGCACUGAAGCUGAUAAGAAGCUAUCAGAGUUUGAUGUGGAGAUGAGCAUGAGAGAGGAUGUUUAUCAGAGAAUUGUGGCUCUGGAGGAGAAACUGUCAGAUGAAAGUUUGACCCCUGAGGCCAAGCGUUACUUGGAGAGACUUAUAAAACUCGGCAAGAGAAACGGCCUCCAUCUUCCUAAAGACACGCAGGAGGAGAUUAAAAAGAUCAAGAAAAAACUGAGCACUCUUUGUAUCGAUUUCAACAAGCACCUGAAUGAAGAUACAACCUGCCUGUCUUUCUCUCGAGAGGAGCUCGGAGGACUGCCUGAGGAUUUUCUUAACUCUCUUGAGAAGGACGAGUCUGGAAAACUGAAGCUCACUCUCAAGUACCCCCAUUAUUUCCCAACCAUGAAGAAAUGUUUCAUCCCCGAGACACGAAAGAAAUUAGAGGAGGCUUUCAACUCGCGCUGUAAAGAGGAGAACUCCGCUAUCCUGAAGGAGCUGGUAGAGCUGCGCUCUCAGAAGAGCAGUCUACUGGGCUUCAGCACGCAUGCUGACUUUGUGCUGGAGAUGAACAUGGCCAAGACCUCCAAGAAGGUCUCAACUUUCCUUGAGGAUCUGGCCCAUAAGCUGAAGCCCCUAGGGGAGGAGGAGAGAGCCGUGAUCCUGAAGCUAAAAGAACAGGAGUGCCAAAAGAGGAACCUGCCAUUCAGUGGAGAUCUGCAUGCCUGGGACACGCGCUACUACAUGACCCAGGUGGAAGAGACCCAGUAUUCGGUGGAUCAGAACCAGCUGAAGGAGUAUUUUCCCAUGGAGGUUGUGACCCAGGGCCUGCUGGACAUCUAUCAGGAGUUGCUCAAUCUCACCUUUGAGCUGGUAGAAGGUGCUCCUGUCUGGCACGAUGAUGUGACGCUGUACAGCGUUAAAGACCGCACCUCAGGCCAUGUGGUGGGCCAGUUUUAUCUGGAUCUUUUCCCCAGGGAGGGAAAGUACGGCCAUGCCGCAUGCUUUGGCCUGCAACCUGGCUGUUUGCUUCCGGAUGGAACCAGGCAAAUGGCUGUGGCUGCCAUGGUGGCUAAUUUCAGCAAGCCCACUGCUGAUGCUCCUUCUCUGCUGCAGCACGAUGAGGUGGAAACAUACUUCCAUGAGUUUGGACAUGUGAUGCACCAGCUCUGUGCCCAGACUGACUUUGCUAUGUUCAGCGGUACUCAUGUGGAGCGGGAUUUCGUGGAGGCUCCGUCUCAGAUGUUGGAGAACUGGGUCUGGGAGAGGGAGCCACUGCAGCGCAUGUCCAAACACUACAAAACGGGAAACGCCAUUCCAGAGGAGCUUCUGGACAAGCUCAUCAAGUCCAGACUCGCUAACACGGGGUUGUUUAACUUGAGGCAGAUUGUUCUGGCUAAGGUGGACCAGGCUUUGCACACUAAGGAUGGGGUUGACCCAGCUGAGGAGUAUGCUAAACUCUGCCUGGACAUCCUGGGAAUCCCUGCUUCAUCAGGGACAAACAUGCCGGCCACCUUCGGUCACCUUGCAGGAGGAUACGAUGCUCAGUACUACGGUUACCUGUGGAGCGAAGUCUUUUCCAUGGACAUGUUCUUUGGCCGUUUCAAACAGGAAGGCAUCAUGAACCCCAAGGUGGGUUUGGACUACAGGAAGUGUGUUCUGAAGCCUGGUGGCUCUGAGGAUGCUGAUGACAUGCUGAAGAAGUUCCUGGGAAGAGAACCUAAGCAGGAAGCGUUCCUCCUGAGCAAAGGACUGACAGUGGAGCUGGAGUCUGGCACACCCUGUGCCUGCUGAUUGCCUGAACAUUAAGACGAGCCGUUAAAGCCUCAGACAGAUUGAUACCUCCUUAUAAAAAUCCUGAAAGCUCAUGCACAUUAUACCCUCUCUCGACCCUGCACCUGUGCACAGAGCUUUCGUUUUGGAUGUUUGAAGCAUUGUUUUAAAAUUGAAAAUUGUAUAUAAAAAAAAAAAAAAGACA
Molecule: messenger RNA, 2323 nt
Organism: Myxocyprinus asiaticus (Chinese sucker)
Lineage: Eukaryota; Metazoa; Chordata; Actinopteri; Cypriniformes; Catostomidae
Gene: thop1
Product: thimet oligopeptidase 1
Exons: 13
Coding region: 79-2139 (686 amino acids)
Biological process (GO): peptide metabolic process; proteolysis
Cellular component (GO): mitochondrial intermembrane space
Molecular function (GO): metalloendopeptidase activity
Source: RefSeq, a predicted model, not a curated record